AUGCGCGAGGAGGUCAACCAACUGUCCGGCGCGGAUGCAGAACGGGUGGCCCAGUUGGCAGAAAAGCUGCUGAUCCACACGUGCAAAGACCUGCGGGUGGUCACCUAUUACCUGUGGGCGCGCUUGCAGAAGGGUGGGGAGGCAGGGCUGGCUGACGGCCUGACGUUGCUUGCCGCGUUAGUCGAGCGUUUCGCCGCUGAAGUACUGCCGGUACGCGCCAAUAGCCGCAAGAUGGCCCUGGAGUGGCUGGCCAGCGGCAAGGUGCUGGACAGUCUGUCGCUGUACCCCGAAGUAGUGCGCAGCGAAGCCGAGCGCACGGUGGCGGCGUUGGCCUGGCUGGAGCGGGGGCUUGAAACCUGGCCGCAGGAUCAGCGCCCCGCCCUGGGCGCAUUGUACGGCGCACUGUCCGCCCGGUUGACUCAGUCCGGCGGGGUGGAUGCGCUGGUGCCGCAGCACAGCGCCAGCCAUGAGUCCAACGCGCACACAUCGCCGAGCGCCACGGCCAUCAAGUCCGGACGCGAUCUGUUGGACAGCGGCAGGGCGCUGGCAGGUUAUUUGCGCGAGCAGCCCCAGGGUUGGCUGGCGGCGCAUCGGCUGAUGAAGAGUUUGCGGUGGGACACGGUGCAUCAGGCGCCGCCUGAGGAAACCAGUGGCAACACUCGGCUGGCACCACCCCGUGGCGACUAUCGGGCACAGCUCAAGCGCCUCUACCUGCAACAGAGCUGGACUGAACUGCUCGAUCAGGUCGAGCGGAUAUACGCCGAAGGCGUGAACCAUUUCUGGCUGGAUUUGCAGUGGUACCUCUGCCAGGCGCUGAGCAAACAGCCCGCGCCACAAGACAGUUGGGCGGACAUCGUCAAGCGUGACCUGGGCAUGUUUCUCGACCGCCUGCCGGGCCUGGAACUGCUGCACUGGAGCGAUGGUGCGCCGUUCGCGGACGAGAUCACCCGUGACUGGAUCACCCAGCACGUCACUGGCAAUCGCGCGCAGCAAUGGCUGCCCGCACCGAAGGCGGUGCCAACCACCGCUGACACAGACAUCUUGUCGCUGGAGAGCGAGGCCCUGGCUCAGGCCGACAGCGCCGGCGUAGAAGUCGCACUCGCGUGGCUGGCGGCCCGGCCCGACAUGCAGACCGGCCGCCAGCGCUGGCUGCUGCGGCUGUUGAUGGCGCGUGUGGCGGAGCAAUACGGCAAAAGUGACCUGGCCAUGCACCUGUUGGCCGAACUGGACGCUACCGCGCAGCACCACGCGUUGGAUGCCUGGGAGCCGGAGCUGAAUUUCGAGGUCAAGGCUCGCCUGCUCAAACUGUUGCGUCUGAAGGCGCAACGCACCGAUGCCGACAAACCCUCGCUGACCCGGCGCACCGAGGCGCUGCUGGCAGCGCUGGUCGCAAUUGACCCGGUAAGCGCGGCUGUGCUCUGCGGC
Molecule: messenger RNA, 1425 nt
Organism: Mesorhabditis spiculigera
Lineage: Eukaryota; Metazoa; Nematoda; Chromadorea; Rhabditida; Rhabditidae
Source: the annotation of a GenBank genome assembly